AUGUAUACCAACCGGAAAUCGUUCAUCAUCAAGCUACUGGUGGGCAGCUGCGCCCUAUACUUGUUCAUCCACGUGUUCACCAACACGGCGGUACCGGUCAUCAGGGAGAUGCAGGAGUCAGGCAGGAACCUAGCUGCUCUCGGUACUGACAAUCUGGAAGUACCCGCCGUCCUUGACGAAGACAGCGCCAAGGAAGUAGUGGCGGCCAAAGACUUACUGGAAUCAGAACAAGUUCCAGACAAAACUGAACCGGAAGAAGCUCCGCCUUCUUCUAAAGCUGUUCCUACUGUGUUAGAUAGAGUACGGGAAGUCACUAAUUGCGUAGACAAACCUCUGGUGCCAAAGAUACAACAACGAGGCGACUAUUGGGUACUUUAUAAUUACAUCCCGGCUGAAGUCAAUCACAGAUGUCACGAAAGCAUCACGUACACAACCCACGCGGAUUAUUCCUUCAUGGACAACUUAGUGCCAUUGUUGGAGCGGUGGAACGGACCUAUAAGUAUAGCUCUUCACGCUCCAGGAACUGAUUUUGAAAAUACUCUCGACUCCAUAGGGUACCUUAGGGAUUGCACCACGCCCAUGGUUAAGCAGUUGGUGACCUUCCAUAUUUAUUUUAGUACGAAACAUGUUCCCAAAGAGGUUCCUAAACACGACAACGUGUUCAUUGAAACGUACAACUGCUCGGUGGUACCACCCUUCCUCAACGUUUCCAGCGAAAAUAUGUACAAAGCUCAGAAAAAGUUGUUGUAUCCGGUGAAUGUGGGUCGAAACGUCGCUCGAGAAACUGCGCAGACUCACUUCAUCCUUCCCUCGGAUAUUGAACUGUAUCCUAGUCCAAGUGUGAUAGAGAAGUUCCUAGCUAUGAUUGCCGAAAACAGUGGUCCACUUCAGAACAAAAACUCUAAAGUAUACCCUCUGACUAUUUUCGAAGUGAGUGCCAACCAGCAAGUACCGGAGAACAAGACUCAGCUGCGCGAGAUGCUGGCCAACGGUACUGCCAUACCCUUCCACAAAAAGCUGUGUCCCGGAUGCCAUACGGUGCCGAAAGCCAAGGAAUGGCAAUCGGCGAACGAGACCCAAGGACUGCACGUUUUCCACGUGGGCAAAAGGAAUGGGAAGUUCGUCCAUUGGGAACCUAUCUUCAUAGGUACUCACGCGGAUCCGUUGUACGACGAAAGGCUUAGUUGGGAAGGGAAGAUGGAUAAAAUGACACAGGGUUAUGCUUUGUGCGUGUUGGACUACGACUUCAUGAUCCUGGACAACGCGUUCCUGGUCCACAAACCGGGCAUAAAGAUCUACAAGAAGGACCCCAGACGAGCGAUGCUGGCGGGCAAGACCCACCAGCUCAUCAACAAGAUCAUAUUCCCCGAGCUCAAAGUCCUAUACGGAGUUCGCAAAGGCUGUGCUGUGUGA
Molecule: messenger RNA, 1413 nt
Organism: Diabrotica balteata
Lineage: Eukaryota; Metazoa; Arthropoda; Insecta; Coleoptera; Chrysomelidae
Source: the annotation of a GenBank genome assembly